AUGGAAGAGCAAGCAGAGAGCAAGGAACGGCUGCAACGAGCGCCCUUCGAGACCGCGCUACAUCACGCCGGCUAUGGAUGUUUCCAGUGGCUUCUCCUCAUGUCGUGCGGGGCGGUGUACGCAGUGUGCGCACUCAGCACUACUACACUUAGUUUCGUGCUGCCGGCCGCCGAAUGUGAUUUUAACUUGUCCUCUAGCGACAAAGGGAGGCUUACUGCUACACCUCUUAUAGGUAUGUGCGUGGGCUCAUACUUUUGGGGUAAUUUAGCGGAUGCGCGAGGACGCAGGAAGGCGAUCAUCGGUGCGUUGCUGCUAGACGCACUCGCCGCAUUUUUAUCCAGUCUGGUGCAAUCUUUCCCUGCUUUUCUGGCUUGCAGAUUCUUCUCGGGCUUCGGAAUUAUUGGAGCGACUGGUCUCAUCUUUCCAUAUUUUGGAGAUUUUCUCUCGUUCAGGCAUCGAGAUGUGAUGCUGUGCAGGCUGGAGGUGUUUUGGACUUUUGGGACCAUUUUGUUACCAGGUAUCGCCUGGUUGAUCAUCCAAGAUCCUCGCUUCAACCUAACAGCAGAUGGUGCGGACUUUCAGUACACAUCGUGGAGGGUUUUCGUGGCAGCUUGUGGCAUUCCCAGUUUAUUCGUGGUCCUGCUUCUGUUACCAUUCCCGGAAAGCCCCCGCUACUUGCUCUACGCUAACAAAGCGGAUCAGGCGUUGACAGUGUUACAGAGGAUAUUUGUUGUGAAUACUCGCCUGGAGGAAAAAGAUUUUCCAGUAGAAUCAAUGAUAAGUGCAGGCGACGGAGAGGAGGAGGUGGUGUCAGCAGACACCAACGGCAAUGAAACCAAGACCCCACUUACAUGGAACCAGCGUUGGGAAGCCUUCUGGGUUAGAAAGAAGAUGCUAGUCACUCCGCCGUACAUAGGCCUGCUAGUGCUGUGCUGUUUUGUUGAUUUUGGACUGAUGUUCAGUUACUACACACUGAUGAUGUGGUUCCCGGACCUGUUCGAGAGGUUCAGUCAGUUCUCGUCGCUGUUCCCGGGCGUGUCGGCCGGCGUGUGCGAAGUAUCCGCCAACGUCACCAGAAGUGAACUUCUGGGCAAACAAGAAUGUCCGCAAGUGAUAGAUGAUAAGGUGUACAUCCACACGCUGGUGGUGGCGCUGAGCUGCGUGCCCACCGCGCUGUGGGUCGGGCUCACCAUCAACAUGGUGGGCAAGAAGCUUAUGCUUGUGAUAAUGUUAAUAAGUUCCGGGCUCGCGGCGCUGGGACUGAACCUCGUUCGGUCCUCGCUCGAGAACUUACUCCUCUCGUGCGUGUUCGAGGCCAUCGUGAGCUGUACCGAAGCGGUACUUUUCUGCGUUAUAUGUGAAAUUUUCCCCACUAAAGUUGCCGCCACGGCGAUGGCCGUGACGGUGAUGUGUGGGCGCGUGGGCGCCAUCGUGGGCAACGUGGUGUUCGGCGCGCUCGUCGACCAGCAGUGCGUCGUGCCCAUAUACAUGUUCGGUGCUCUGCUUAUUACGAGCGGACUACUGUGCAUCAUCCUCCCAAAGAGCACGCGGCCAGAGCGGCCUCAG
Brenthis ino (lesser marbled fritillary) is the source of this 1566-nucleotide messenger RNA. The record is from the annotation of a GenBank genome assembly. NCBI's taxonomy places the organism in Eukaryota, Metazoa, Arthropoda, Insecta, Lepidoptera, Nymphalidae.